Messenger RNA from Eupeodes corollae, 1032 nucleotides. RefSeq names its product ADP-ribosylation factor 2-like. The record is from RefSeq and is a predicted model, not a curated record. Bases 434 to 976 code for a protein of 180 amino acids. The transcript has a single exon. Gene Ontology annotation, molecular function: GTP binding; GTPase activity. Gene Ontology annotation, cellular component: cytoplasm. Lineage: Eukaryota; Metazoa; Arthropoda; Insecta; Diptera; Syrphidae. Gene Ontology annotation, biological process: intracellular protein transport; vesicle-mediated transport.
UAUAAGAAAACCAUAUAUUUACAUCUCAGUAGAGCCUAUAAGCUUAAAUUUUUAUUACCCAAGGGCUUAACAUACAAAAAUUAAAUUACACAAAGUUCUCUUCUUUUUUUUUAAACAAAACAAAAAUAUUCUUUUAAAUUCAACCAACAUGGCUCUUCAAACUGUUUAAAAUUUAAAACGAUUGUUCCAACCGUUUUAUCUCCACGUUUCCUAAAAUGAAUCUUCAUAAUUUCAAUAAAUAUGUUGACUAACAAAACGCACACUCAGAAGAACACGUCAUUGAUUAAGUUGUUUGCAUUUAAAUAGUGACAUGGAACUCCCUGAGGCUCAUAUCAAAGUAAAUCUCCAUAAAGACAAAACAAACUUUCAACGUCUCAUAAUUAUUGUUAUUUACAUUUGUUAAAUAAUUUUAAAUUAGUUAUCCUAUAAGAAAAUGGGUCUAUCGAUAUCAUACCUACUCACGCGUUUCUUUCCCAAAGAAAAUAUGAGAAUUCUUAUGAUUGGACUGGAUGCAGCAGGCAAGACGACAAUUCUCUAUAAACUCAAAAUUGGCGACGUUGUGACAACGAUUCCAACAAUUGGCUUCAAUGUAGAGACAGUUGAAUAUAAGAACUUUCGAUUUACGGUGUGGGAUGUCGGUGGGCAGACAACAAUCCGUCAGCUGUGGUAUCACUAUUUUCAAAACUCGAAAGCUAUUAUUUACGUUGUGGAUUCUUCGGAUAGAGAGAGAAUUGACAAAGCUGAAUCUGAGUUGUCGGCAGUUUUAGAGAGUGACGAGUUGAGAGAUGCAAAAAUAUUGCUUCUAGCAAAUAAACAAGAUCUACCAAACGCACUGACUCCAUCACAGUUGGCUGACAAAAUGAAAAUGCACGAUCGAAAGCAUGAAUGGUAUGUGCAAGGAACUUGUGCCCAAACUGGAAGUGGACUCUAUGAAGGACUUGACAACUUGCAUAGAAUGUUAACCAAACAAAAUUAGUGUUCGAUACACAAUCCAUAUUAACAAUAAUAAUCAUUUAUUAAUUAAUAAAAAAA